GCAUUUAACCAGGCCAUUAUAUAAAAAAAAGCGACUCGUAGUCGGGUACAUAUGGAGGGUCUUUCUAGUCACCAGAUGAGCUAGCAUAUUACUACGGCCACAUACAAAACGCACCGAAAACUCAGUAUGAAGCGCCAAUCGUUGCACAAUCUCCUCAAGAAGGGUACCAAUGUGACUAUCACUAGUACUGGACCGAUUGAUUUUCUCAAUAGCCACCAUAACAUCACCUUCAAAACUGACGAACGUAAUCCCCAACCCCAGGCACCAGCCUAUAGCCUCUCGAAGGGUAAGCAUCUCAGCCACCAAAGGAUCAACAACGCUUGGAAAUUGAACCCCUUUAGCCAAGAGGAUCUCCCAUGCUUGGUCCAGGAGAACCAUCCUUCCGGCCGCAUGAGACUCACGCUCAAUCUCCCCAUCCCACCUAUAGACUAUCGGGGAAGGGUAUACCACCCCGGCGGCUGAAUAGGAAGACUAGGCAACCACAUACCCUUAUCAGCGGGCAAACUGACUCAUUCUUGAUACUGUUGAUGGAAUUGGCGCAUUAAAGUUGGGAUCCCAAACUACUUGCCUCAAAGACAACCCAGUUACGCGAUCUCUAGAUCUUCCAUAGGAGGGCGGUGACAACCAUAAACAACUGGGGUUGAUGGAUGAUCGACAUCAGCCUUUUCAGAAACAAUGAAAAAGUGUGCCGAGUAAGUUCAUGGCCAAGAUAUUCGAGCUCCGUAUAAUCCCACAACGCCCUCGUCACUAAACUGUCUAGAAACAAAUAUUCCUUUGUUUCCAAUUCCGCCCAACAAACCAGACAUCUGGUAUGAAAUGGCUCUGGAUAGCAUAACAACAAGGGUAUAAGGGCAAAUUGCACAAAAUAUGAAUUAAUAAGUUGUUUUCUUUUACCUGGUAUUAAAUUUGAAAUUCGAAAUUAAUAAUAAAAAUUCAUUGAAGCCCGCGAUUCUGUCAUUUCCGUUUUCAGCUUUCCCCUCUGCUCACGAACUGCUCUCCGACAUCUCCUUCGGUUGCUCUCUCCCUGUUCUCGCUAAUUUUCCAUCUGCAUCGAGCGAUUUCGUCUGCGUCUUGUGGAUUUACUUCGCGCGAUUUUGUUUCCUCCUUCGUCGAAGUGAAUUUCGAGGUAUGCCGGUGAUUUCCUCCACUAAACUGUCUUUUCCUCUAUCGUCUUUUUUGGCCUCCGAAGUCGCCGUUGUCGUUUGGCGUCGCCGGAGUUCCACUUGUAUGGUGUUAGUUUGGCGUCGUCGUUGUCGUUUUCAUUAGCAUUGUCGUUGCUUGCUGCUGCUAUUGAAUUUAUAACUGUCGUUUUCAUGUUUGCUCUUUGUUACUUUCGUUUUCCACUUUUCUGAGAUGUUUUGACGCAUCCAGUCUAAAUUUUUGUAGGAGACGAGGAAAUUUCAUACUUGUGUGUUCUGGUUAGGUUUUGUGCGCUCUGGUUAGGUUUUGUUGAAUGUUUUAGGGUUUUUAUGGUGUGCUUUGCAUGUUUUAGGGUUUCUGGUUUCUCAUGAGUCGUUUGUGGUGGUGUUCAGUAGUUCUGUUGUUUUGUUCUUAUUUUUGGUGGUGUGCUUUGUGUUUGGUGACAGUUAGGAUGUUUGUGGGUUCGAUUGGGACCUUUCUGGAGGUUUUUAAUAAAACUAUUGUGUAUUUUCAAGCUGCUGUUGGUGGUUCUUUUAAAAGGUUUUGUGGUUUGUGUUUCGGAUUUCACAGUUUGGUUUAGGAGAUUUACUGUUGUGCAUUUGCAGUUGUUGUUUGACUCCUUUACAUAUGAUUAUUGAGUCGUUUGUGGUGGUGUUCAGUAGUUCUGUUGUUUUGUUCUUUAUUUUGGUGGUGCGCUUUGUGUUUGGUGACAUUUAGGGUGUUUGUGGGUUUGAUUGGGGCCUUUUUUUUUCUUUUUUUUUUCCCCAAGGCAAGACCAGAGGGCAUGGGACAAAUACUCGGCACGAUUACAAAACUUACUCAAAUACAGCGCGUUAGUCUGUAUGCAACCAGACUACGAUGAGAGAGCACGUUAAGCCACUACUUGGGCAGCUCUGAAGAAGCUCCGAGGAGCAAAGACACGACACUGACGGGGAAAAAACAAAAACAAAACCCAACAUCUCCAAGAUAGUCCCGCCAGAGAGUGUAGUUUCCUUCGACGAAAUAUGCCGGUUGACCAGAAUCGAGUUGCCACAAAAAGACGCAACAAAGAAAAGAAAAAGUUAUUAGCAAAUCUUCGACAUAGCAUGCUUAAUUAUUCUCAUAGAUUUGUAAAAGCGAAUAAAAUCGAACUAUAACCUGAUAGAUCGAUGAAACUUAUUUAACUUCCUUUAACUACUUUCAUACCAUAAGAGCACCUGCAAAAUGCCAACCAAAUGCACAUCGAAGGUGCUAGAAAUCUCUAUCACAAGAGAUUAAAUCUUGUCUUUGAGA
Linum trigynum is the source of this 2412-nucleotide messenger RNA. The record is from the annotation of a GenBank genome assembly. Lineage: Eukaryota; Viridiplantae; Streptophyta; Magnoliopsida; Malpighiales; Linaceae.